AGCUACAAAUAGUCCACAAUGGCACCUGAGCAGGAGCCUAGACGUCUGAUCAUCGUCUCCAACCGUCUUCCACUGUCAGUGAAGCGGAGUGACGGCGGUUAUAAGUCCUCUCUGUCAAGUGGCGGUCUUGUUACAUCGCUGUCCGGUCUGACCAAAUCGACACAAUUCAUCUGGUUUGGAUGGCCUGGGAUUGAGGUGAAUGAUCCUACUGAACGCGAGAAGGUCUCGAAGAGUUUGGCUGAGCAUCAUGCCGUGGGGAUCUUUUUGGAUAAUGCGCUGGCGAACGCGCACUAUAAUAACUUUUCUAAUUCCAUCCUCUGGCCAAUCCUCCAUUACCAAUCCGGCAUGACCUUUGACGAUGGGCCAUGGCAAGCAUACCAAAAAGUCAAUGAACUCUUCGCCGAUGCCGUCGCUAAAGAAGCGAGAAAGGGAGAUCUAAUCUGGGUCCACGACUAUCACCUCAUGCUACUACCUAAGCUCCUGCGCGAGCGGUUAGUAAAACAGGGCAAUAAUUGCGCGAUUGGGUUCUCACUUCAUACACCAUUCCCUGCGAGUGAUUUCUGGAGAGCACUUCCGGUGCGGAAUGCCAUGAUCGAAGGACUCUUGUCGAGUGAUUUGAUCGGGUUUCAUACGGAUGAAUAUAAGCAGAACUUUAUUGGGACUUGUGUGAACUUGAUGGGUGCGCAUACCGGGGUGCCGAAUAGGAUUCAGUACAAGGACCGUUUGGUCGAGGCGGGUACAUUCGUUGUCGGAAUUGAUCCGCAAAAGUUCGAUGACACUUUGAGCAAACCUGAGGUGCAAAACCGGAUUAAGGAACUGGAGGAAAGAUACAAGGACGUCCAUGUCAUUAUUGGUGUUGAUCGAUUAGACUAUAUCAAGGGAUUGACGCACAAACUAAAAGGUUAUGAUCGAUUCCUUGACGACCAUCCCGAAUUGAAGAACAAGGUUCUGUUGAUCCAAGUGGCGGUUCCAAGUCGUGAGGAUGUCAAGGAGUACCAAGAUCUGGAGACGGAGAUUAGUACGCUUUCUGGGAAGAUUAACGGGAAGCACGCAACGCCCGAUGGCUCCCCCCUCUUAUACAUGCACCGCUCCAUUCCAUUCGAAGAACUAACAGCCAUGUACUCCAUCGCCGAUGCAUGCCUGCUCACAUCCUCCCGAGAUGGUAUGAACCUUGUCUCCUUCGAAUAUGUCGCGUGCCAGGCAAAGCGCCACGGAGUACUUGUGCUUUCUGAGUUCGCCGGAGCAUCCGUCUUCAUGAAGGGCGGAAGUGUCAACUUUCAUCCGGCAAAUACAGCCGAACUCGCGCAGUCAAUCCACAAGGCUGUGAAAAUGGAUGGGAAGGAGCGCAAGGAGAGAUAUGAGAAAUUGAAUGAAUUUAUCAAUACUAACACGAGUGCUGAAUGGGGAAAGAAGUUUAUUGAGAGCUUGUCGAGGAGACUAUGAUUGUCCAUUGGAAAUUAGAUUGGCGUUUGUACAUAGAAUCGCCAAGGCAUAGGUGCUUGAUAGAUUUUCAUUGUAUAACACUUUGGCC
Molecule: messenger RNA, 1531 nt
Organism: Aspergillus glaucus CBS 516.65
Lineage: Eukaryota; Fungi; Ascomycota; Eurotiomycetes; Eurotiales; Aspergillaceae
Product: trehalose-6-phosphate synthase
Exons: 5
Coding region: 19-1443 (474 amino acids)
Biological process (GO): cellular response to heat; trehalose biosynthetic process
Cellular component (GO): alpha,alpha-trehalose-phosphate synthase complex (UDP-forming); cytosol
Molecular function (GO): catalytic activity
Source: RefSeq, a predicted model, not a curated record